AUGUCUAUCCUUUGCUUUCAGAUGCGAUUAUUACCAUUGUUACGUCAAACUAUUACCUGUUACUCUAUUCCAAACAAAAUAUCGCCUAUUUUACAUCUUCAAUGUUUAAAAGUAUUAACAAACACAAGUAAUCAAAAUUUUCGACCAUUUUCAAUGACAAUAGUGUUACAAAAGGGAAAGAAUACGGGCGGUGGUGAAUCCUCAUCGAGUGGUGGAAAACCAAAACGUUUGCUAACUGAUAAUGAUUUAUUAAAAUCUGGCAUUGAUUGGUCUAAUUUGAAAAUACAGUUUGAUAAACUUGUGCAAGAAUUAUAUGAACAGUAUAAAAAACAAAUUACACUGAGGACAUCAUCAUUAGCUUUCGAAGAAUUACAAAUAACUUUAGAUGGUAAACAACAUUUAUUAAAAGAAUUAACUCAAAUAAUUCAAAAAUCGCCACAAUUAUUUAUGGUUGAUUUGACUCGUUAUGCACAAUAUAUUCCGAAAAUAAUUGAAUCUAUACACCAUUCGGGUUUAAAUAUUAAUCCACAACAGGAUGGUACAACUAUUUAUUUACCAGUACCAAAAGUAACACGUCAACAUCGUGAAGAAUUAGCUAAAAAUGCUAAAAAAUUAUCUGAUCAAACGAUAAUACGUAUGCGUGAAAUCUAUUCCAAAACACAUCGAAAUUUAAAUAAAAAAAGUGAUGUAAAAAUGAGUAAAGAUUUGUUAUUGGAUUUAGAUGAAAAUUUAAAAUAUAGACUUGAUUCAUAUAUACAACAAGUUGAAAAAAUUAAAAAUGAAAAACAAAAUGAACUUUUAAAUUCAACAUUUUAA
Messenger RNA from Didymodactylos carnosus, 816 nucleotides. NCBI's taxonomy places the organism in Eukaryota, Metazoa, Rotifera, Eurotatoria, Philodinida, Philodinidae. The record is from the annotation of a GenBank genome assembly.